This is a messenger RNA of Diaporthe amygdali, 963 nucleotides long. RefSeq lists its product as uncharacterized. NCBI's taxonomy places the organism in Eukaryota, Fungi, Ascomycota, Sordariomycetes, Diaporthales, Diaporthaceae. The transcript has a single exon. The coding region runs from base 1 to 963 and encodes 320 amino acids. The record is from RefSeq and is a predicted model, not a curated record.
AUGUCAUCAGGUCGAGGAGACAUCGGUGUGCAGCAAGGUGGAGGCCGCGGUGGCGGCGGCGCUAUCGGGGCCCCUGCUGGCGGUGGAUGGUGGAGCAGCGGCUACGGCUACGGCUACGGCGGUCACGACGCUGGCGGUAGCGGUGGUGGACGGCGCCCAUGGGGUGUUGGCGAUGGUCCAAUGGGCCACAGAUGGGAGGAUCCGCGGCGUGAUGGUCGUGUUCAAAAAACAAGGGGCAGAGGAGGCCGAGGAGCUGGCAGAGGAGCUGGAAGAGGCAGGGGUUCUAGCCAAGGCAUGGCCAAGAACUAUCAGAACUCGUGGUUCUCUGAUAAGGAAUACCAGGAGCGGGAUGUUGGUCGCCGGGUUGAGCCUCGGAGAGCCAAUUCUGACUCCAACAUCAAUGCUAUUGGUGAAAAUGGAGGUGAAGCUGUCGCAGAUGGCAGUGCAGCUGUCGAUGGCCGUCAAGAAGAUCGCACGAUGCACUCGCCAGAAUCUCAAUACGAGAAGUUUGAUGUCGAGUCGGGAGAAUUUGUCGGCUUGAAUCUUACGGCCGACGAUGCAUUUGCUCUGAUAGCUCGUGCGGAUCUCACACAGCGUCCGGGAACCCUGUACGAUGUGGAGAUCAAGCCCAUCUCAAAGAAUGGAGGCACCUCUACUCGUGAGGGGUACUUUGUCGAUGGCAGCGUGAUGCCUCGCGUGGCCCGGACACAGCCGCAGGGAACCCGCCAUGACGUGCGGAUCAAGGCGCGCGCGGAGGAAGGCGCCGCCUCUAAUGAGGUUAUCAAGGAGCGUUUUAUGGGCGCCCUUGUCACUCCCCACGAUCCGUUCGCCUUGGACGAGAACCAAGACAACCUGGUACUGGACCCCCUAGAGGUCGAAGCUGCCGUGGCUUCGGCCGCUGAGAAUCUGGGCACGGAGGACGCAUUCAGAAAGCGUGACCAGCCUCAUGAAAAGGACACCUAG